Messenger RNA from Aspergillus caelatus, 1942 nucleotides. RefSeq names its product putative alanine aminotransferase. Gene Ontology annotation, biological process: biosynthetic process. Lineage: Eukaryota; Fungi; Ascomycota; Eurotiomycetes; Eurotiales; Aspergillaceae. Bases 169 to 1809 code for a protein of 546 amino acids. The record is from RefSeq and is a predicted model, not a curated record. Gene Ontology annotation, molecular function: L-alanine:2-oxoglutarate transaminase activity; pyridoxal phosphate binding. The transcript is spliced from 4 exons.
GAAUUUCUCGCGCGAUAACCAAAUUUCCCUGGGAAUUCUUUUUUCCCCCUGCACUGUGUGAGCCGUUGGACCCUCUCUGGCCUCUACGACGCUGGACAAGACCUUAAGUGGUAUUUUUGACUAAUUGCGCCUUGAGUGACCCGACAAAUUGUCUCAAGAGCAUCCAUCAUGACCUGGCAGUUAAGACUCGUGCGGGCAUCUCCGCUGCGAUGCUCACUUUCCCGGCCGAAUGGCCCGUGGCCUAUCCCGCGGGCGUCUUACAGCAGCACAAGGUUCCCCGCCGGGGCUAUCAGGCCUUCUUCAGACUCCGCGAUGGCGACUCAGACUACAGUGUCCUACUCUACUACACGCACCUUGUCCACCCCGGGCCGUUGCCUGAACCCUGAUAACAUCAACCCCCACGUUAAGGAGGCCAAGUAUGCCGUUCGUGGUGAGCUUGCCGUUAAGGCCGAGGAGUACCGUGUGAAACUGGCCAAUGGAGAUAAAUCGUUACCUUUCGACAGUGUCAUCUUUGCCAACAUCGGCAACCCCCAACAGCUCGACCAGAAACCCAUCACCUUCUUCCGCCAAGUACUCAGUCUCCUCGAGAACCCUCAGCUGUUGAACAACACGGAAGCACUUCGUACAUCCUUUGGUUAUGAACAAGAUGUCGUUGACCGGGCCAAGAAGCUCCUCGCAGGUGUCCAGAGUGUUGGUGCUUACAGUCACAGCCAGGGAGCGCCCGUGAUCCGCCAAAGCGUCGCCAAAUUCAUUGAGGAGCGUGAUGGAUUCCCGGCCAAUCCUCAGGAUUUGUUCUGCUGCGCUGGUGCCUCGUCUGGCGUCAGCACCAUUCUCAAUGUCAUCUGCAACGGCCCCCAGGCCGGUGUCCUCGUCCCUAUUCCGCAAUACCCUCUUUACACUGCCACCCUUGCUCUCCUGAACGCGCAAUGUGUACCCUACCUCCUCGAAGAGCAGAAGGCUUGGGGUACCGAUGUGACUGCCAUCCGUAACUCGUUGGCACAGGCCCGGUCUGCCGGCACUGACGUUCGUUCGAUUGUGGUCAUCAACCCUGGUAACCCUACUGGUGCCUCUUUGAGCGCCGAUGAUAUCAAGAAUGUUCUUGACCUUGCUGCGGAGGAGAAGCUUGUCGUUAUUGCGGACGAGGUCUACCAGACGAACGUCUUCGAGGGCGAGUUCAUCUCGUUCAAGAAGAGGCUUCGUCAGCUGCAACAGGAGGCCCCAGGCAAGUAUGACUAUGUGGAGUUGGUCUCUCUGCACAGUGUGUCUAAGGGCAUGGUGGGCGAGUGUGGUCAGCGUGGUGGCUACUUUGAGUUGGUUGGAUUCGACCCUGAGGUUCAGGCCCAGAUCUACAAGCUUGUGAGCAUCGGACUUUGCCCACCAGUCAUUGGACAGUGUUUGCUUGAGCUUAUGGUGAACCCACCCAAGGAGGGCGAAGGCAGCCAUGAGCUGUACCAGAAGGAGUACAAUGGAAUCCGCGAGGGACUGCACAAGCGCGCCCUUGCUUUGUACAAGGCCUUCCAACAGAUGGAAGGCGUUGAGUGUCAGGAACCUCAGGGUGCCAUGUAUCUCUUCCCCACCAUCACCCUCCCACCCAAGGCUAUUGAGGCUGCUAAGGCUGAGAAUCGUGCCGCCGACGAGUUCUACUGCCUGCGUCUUCUCGACGCUACCGGUGUUUGUGUUGUCCCUGGCUCCGGCUUCGGCCAGAAGGAGAACACCCUGCACUUCCGCACAACUUUCUUGGCCCCUGGUACUGACUGGGUUGAACGGAUCGUCAAGUUCCACUCCGAGUUUAUGGCCAAGUAUAAAUAAAUGAAUAGAGCUAACAUGUACACAUAUGAUUCACGUGAUACCUGUUGAGAAUAUAGAGCAUUAUACCUCCGCCAUAUCCAUGGCGCUACUCACACUGAAAGAACAAAAUUGAAUCCACUCAGAUAUCUUUAGA